UACAAGUUAGGUACGAAGGGCAGAGCAAUGGUGGCCUAGCGGUGAGCUGCAGGAGUGCAUUGCAGACACGGCCCAAACUCUUCAACCUGGGGCGCCAAGCACGCUCUUCCUCGCACAAGGUCUACCGUAGUAUCCUGCUCUAGGAUAACGCAGCAGCCAUCGGAGUAGUCUCUUGCCUUUUAUGUUUGGGAUUGAUCUUAGACUGGCCGCUCAUUCCUGGUUUCUGCAACGAGCGACAGCGAUGCCUUAGCAAGUCGGAUCUUGUUUCCAGCUGAAAAGAUGGCUGCAUUGCUCCGCAGUCCUUUGGGAGUGCCGCAGGCCAAUCCGGGCGCAUUCUCAUCCAGUUGUGCACUUAGACCACACCAUAUAGCAGCCUGUUCAUUCCCUGCAAUCCCCAUUCGCUCCCGGCGCAGUCUUGCGCCUAGUUGCCUCAAGCCCCCUCAAGCGCUCCCCAAUAACCCUGCAUUCCUGCAUGCAGGCCCGCCUGUGCUCAGCAGCUCACACAGUCUUUGUCUUGGAUUGCCGUCCCUCCGUCAGCAAAAGCGCAUAGCCCCCCCUCACAAUGCCCGGUACAGAUUGGUUGCUGCAUACGAGGCCGAAAAACCGCCCCCUGCGGAGCAAAAGCGGCCCACGGUCGUGAACCUGCCUAAAGCAAUAUGGAUGCAGCUGACGCAGCCGCUGCGCAACUUUGGCUACGGCCGGCGCAGCAUGUGGGAGGGCGGCGUCGGCCUCUUCAUCAUGGUCGGGGCGGGUUUGCUCAUGCUUGUCUUUGCGUGGAUAAAAGGCCAGCAAGUCCGCUCACGCUCGCACAAGUACACGGCGGUGGUUGAGUUUCAACAAGCGUGCGGGAUCACGGUUGGGACUCCUGUGAGGAUCCGGGGGGUGGACGUCGGUCAGGCCGUAAAGGUGAAGCCGUCGCUGGCGGCAAUUGACGUGGUUGUCGAGUUGCAAGACCAGGCGGUCGUCAUUCCUCGCAAUGCGCUGGUAGAAGUGAAUCAAAGCGGUCUGAUCAGCGAGACGCUGAUUGACAUCACGCCGCGGCAUCCGAUCCCCGCGCCAAAGUACGGGCCGCUCGACGCGGGGUGCGAUGAGGAGGGGCUGAUCGUGUGCGACCGGCAUAAGAUCAAGGGCGAGCAGGGCGUGAGUCUGGACGAGCUCGUGGGGGUCUGCACGAAGAUUGCAAAGCAGAUGGACGCGCAGGGGAUUGACAAAAUGUUUGAGACGGCGGCCGCGGUGAAGCAGGCGCUUGCAGAUACGAGGCCCCUUUUACUGCAGGUUGACAAAAUGGCGGAGGACGUUGGGCCCCUCCUGAAAGAGGUGCGAGAGGGCAAGUCGGUGACUGCGCUGCAGAACCUGAUGGUGGUCGCGACAUCGUUGUCCCAAGACAUCAGGAGAAUGAACAACGCGGUGCUGACAGACGGCAACCUUGCGCACCUAAGAGACUCGGUCAAGGACUUGACAGGCACGCUGAAGAACAUCGAGACCAUCAGCCAGGAUCUGAGUGGCUUCCUGGGCGAUCCGGUGACUAAGUACAACUUGAAACAGGUUAUCGAGACCCUUGGCAGGCUUGUGGAGGAUUGACAUAGACCUUCAACAGAAUCCAUAGCAGGUCCUUAGGAUGUCAAAACAAUAGGGAACGUUCGAUUGCAGCUUGUCUAGCUUUGCGGGAGUGUAGCAGCCAGGAUUAUCCAUUUAUGGGAGGCCGCUUCGACGGGGCCUGGAUUAGCACCAGAGACAAAGAGGUUGCUACGAGUAGACCUGUGCUUGAUUCUGGCCAAAUAAAGAGCUUGCCUUUUGUUUCUGAUAGACCUUUCGUUGAACCAGUGUUCGACGAGCUUGCAAACGUCUGCAAGUGUUGGCACGUAGUCAGCUUAUGAUCGAGCUAGUUUGCACGUGUUGCUUCGUCACAAGGUACUACUGAGCAUCAUUAUUGCAGUCAGCUCAC
This is a messenger RNA of Klebsormidium nitens, 1945 nucleotides long. The record is from the annotation of a GenBank genome assembly. Lineage: Eukaryota; Viridiplantae; Streptophyta; Klebsormidiophyceae; Klebsormidiales; Klebsormidiaceae.